GCCACAGCUAAGCAACCAGCGCCGUUCGUUCAUCGUAGGAGCAUUCAACGGUCUGAUAUGAGCAUGUCUGCCAUUCAAGGGGGCUAUCCCCAUAUGACCAAAGAAGCUGCGGAAAAGACGGCCAGAUCAAUAUUCGUUGGAAAUAUUCCGUAUGAAGCCACUGAAGAGAAACUGAUUGAAUUAUUUGGCAAGGCCGGGCCGGUUGUUGGCUUCCGGUUAGUGUAUGACAGGGAGUCGGGGAAGCCUAAAGGUUAUGGGUUCUGUGAGUACAACAAUCCUGCUGUUGCUGCCAGUGCUCUGCGGAAUCUACAGAAUAUUGAGUUUAAUGGUCGACCUUUAAGAAUAGGCCCCGCUGCUGGUGAACAAAAUUCAGCGGAACUGGCUCUUAGCAAUCCUUCUGUCGGACCUCCUCUUGAAAGCCCUUAUGGGGAAGCCUGUGACCCCCAGGCUGCACCUGAAGCAAUCAGUCGCGCAGUUGCCAGUUUGCCUCCUGAACAAAUGUACGAAUUAAUGAAACAAAUGAAGUUAUGCAUACAGAACAACCCUAACGAAGCCCGAAACAUGCUUCUACAGAACCCACAGUUGGCCUACGCGCUGUUGCAAGCUCAAAUUGUCAUGAAGAUAGUGGAUCCAAAAGUUGCCAUUGCAAUGUUGAACAGAAGCCAUGAUCAGAUCCCUCCCGCGAUGCCAGAGGACGACGAUAUGCGGCCUAAACAAAUUCUCACUGUUUCUCCUUCAGUUGCCACUGCACCCGCACCAAUGAAUUCCCAGAUGGCACCACAGAUGCCACCCCACGCAGUGUCGGCGCCUGUGCAUGGAAUCUCGCCGGCCAAUUAUCCCUCCCACACAGGUUCAGUCUCCAUGUCUGUUGGUGGUCCUGCGGCGCAAUCUGGACCGUACUCUGUUGAUCAACACGCACCAGGAAUGCCGCAGUUCUAUCCAGGAAACACGAUGGCUCCCACCGGAUCGUUCCCGCCCAACAUGCCACCUCAGCAACAGCCCCCACCACUAUCGUAUGAUUACCAAGGGAACAUGCCUCCUCCGCAAAGACCCGUGAUGCCGAAUCCACAAAUGGGAUUUCACCCCAAUGGCCCUCUGCAUCUGUCACCUCAGACUGCUAGACCUCCUCGCCCACCACCCGUUUCUCAGCAACAAAUCACGCCAGCGGUGGCCGCUGCUGCUGCUGCCAAUAUGGGGCCGAACAGUGUGCUUGCUGGACAAGGAGAGCAAGAGAAAGUCACUCUGAUUAUGCAGGUCCUGCAACUUUCAGACGAGCAGUUGGCCAUGCUACCCGACGAUCAGCGGCGGAGCAUUCUAAUUCUCAAAGAGCAGCUGGGAAAGACGGGUGCUCUUUAGCACCCCUAGUGGAAACACGUGUCCAUGUUAAUAAAGCACAUAUAUUUACC
Dicrocoelium dendriticum is the source of this 1406-nucleotide messenger RNA. NCBI's taxonomy places the organism in Eukaryota, Metazoa, Platyhelminthes, Trematoda, Plagiorchiida, Dicrocoeliidae. The record is from the annotation of a GenBank genome assembly.